GUGGGCGGGCUCAGUUUGCUCUCGCCGCCCGCCCCACCACCACCAGCAGCCGGAGGGCGCCGCGGCAGCCGAAGCGCGAUCGAUGCCGGGAGCUCGGAGGAGGCGGCGGCGCUGCUGAGCGAAGCGCGGGGGGCGGCCCCGCCCGGAGAUGGGGAUUCUCAGCAUCACGGACCAGCCUCCUCUGGUCCAAGCCAUCUUUAAUCGUGAUAUAGAGGAAGUACGGUCAUUGCUGAGCCAGAAGGAGAAUAUCAAUGUACUGGACCAAGAGAGACGAACCCCUUUGCAUGCAGCUGCAUACGUGGGAGACGCCCCUAUUCUUGAACUCCUAAUACUAUCAGGUGCUAACGUUAAUGCAAAGGACACCCUUUGGCUAACCCCGUUACACCGUGCUGCAGCUUCUCGCAAUGAGAAGGCACUUAACCUCCUCCUAAAGCACUCUGCGGACGUCAACGCUCGCGACAAGUAUUGGCAAACACCACUGCACGUUGCCGCUGCCAACAGAGCCACCAAGUGUGCUGAGGCCAUCAUCGCCCUGCUAAGUAGUGUUAAUGUGGCAGACCGCACCGGCCGGACAGCACUGCACCAUGCUGUACACAGUGGGCACAUUGAGAUGGUUAACCUGCUCUUAAAUAAAGGGGCCAAUCUGAGCACAUGCGACAAGAAGGAGAGACAGCCAAUACAUUGGGCAGCCUUCCUUGGGCAUCUGGAAGUCUUGAAGCUGCUUGUGGCCCGAGGAGCUGACGUUACGUGCAAGGACAAGAAGGGUUACACACUGCUGCACACGGCGGCAGCCAGUGGCCAGAUCGAGGUUGUGAAACACCUGCUGAGGCUUGGAGUAGAGAUUGAUGAACCAAAUUUCUUUGGCAACACUGCACUUCACAUUGCCUGUUACAUGGGCCAGGAUGCUGUGGCCAAUGAACUGGUCAACUACGGCGCCAAUGUCAAUCAGCCCAAUGAGAAGGGCUUCACCCCCCUGCACUUUGCUGCCGUCUCCACCAACGGAGCCCUGUGCCUGGAACUUCUCGUCAACAACGGAGCUGACGUGAACUUUCAGAGUAAAGAAGGGAAGAGUCCUUUGCACAUGGCUGCCAUUCACGGACGGUUUACACGCUCUCAAAUUCUCAUACAAAACGGCAGUGAGAUUGACUGCGCUGACAAAUAUGGCAAUACCCCCCUCCAUGUUGCUGCUAGAUACGGCCACGAGCUGCUAAUUAGUACUUUGAUGACGAAUGGUGCUGAUACUGCAAGGCGUGGGAUCCAUGACAUGUUCCCCUUGCACUUAGCUGUUCUCUUUGGAUUCUCAGACUGUUGUCGUAAGCUACUUUCCUCAGGUCAGUUGUACAGCAUCGUCUCUUCACUUAGCAAUGAGCAUGUGCUGUCUGCAGGCUUUGAUAUCAAUACGCCAGAUAACCUCGGGAGGACCUGCCUCCAUGCUGCUGCUUCCGGAGGGAAUGUUGAAUGUCUUAACUUGCUGUUGAGCAGCGGAGCUGACUUGAGGAGGAGAGAUAAGUUUGGAAGGACUCCUUUGCACUAUGCAGCCGCUAAUGGCAGCUAUCAGUGUACGGUGACAUUGGUCACUGCCGGAGCCAGUAUUAACGAAGCUGACUGUAAAGGCUGCACCCCCUUACAUUAUGCUGCUGCUUCGGACACUUACAGGAGAGCUGAGACUCAUUCAGGAAACAGCCAUGACACUGACGAGGAGCCACUGAAGGAGUCACGACUGAAGGAGGCAAUCUUUUGUUUAGAGUUCUUGUUGGAUAAUGGUGCUGACCCCUCUCUCCGGGACAAGCAGGGAUACACCGCUGUCCAUUACGCAGCUGCCUAUGGCAACAGACAGAACCUUGAGUUGCUCCUGGAAAUGUCUUUUAACUGCCUGGACGAUGUGGAAAGCACCAUUCCAGUCAGCCCUUUGCACUUAGCUGCCUAUAAUGGUCACUGUGAAGCCCUGAAGACACUUGCCGAGACCCUGGUGAACCUGGAUGUGCGGGACCACAAAGGGCGGACGGCUUUGUAUCUUGCCACGGAGAGGGGCUCCACGGAGUGCGUGGAGGUGCUCACCAGCCAUGGUGCUUCUGCUCUUGUGAAGGAGAAAAAGAAGAAGUGGACUCCCCUACAUGCUGCAGCUGCCUAUGGGAACACCGAUUCCUUACAUCUUCUCAUUGACAGUGGGGAGAGAGUCGACAUCACAGAUGUCAUGGACAUCCAUGGACAAACCCCGUUGAUGUUGGCGAUCAUGAACGGCCAUGUGGAUUGUGUCCACCUCUUACUUGAGAAGGGAUCCACAGUGGAUGCAGCAGACAGGAGAGGCAGGACUGCACUGCACCGGGGGGCUGUGACUGGCUGUGAAGACUGCCUUGCAGCACUGCUGGACCAUGAUGCCUUUGUAUUGUGUCGGGAUUUCAAGGGCCGGACCCCGAUCCAUUUUGCCUCGGUGUGUGGGCAUUCCGAAAUCCUGAGGACCUUGCUGCAGGCAGCGCUCUCUACUGACCCUCUGGACUCUGUGGUGGACUAUAGUGGCUACUCACCAAUGCACUGGGCUUCUUACAGCGGGCAUGAAGAUUGUCUUGAAUUGUUACUUGAACACAAUCCAUUUGCAUACCUAGAAGGAAACCCCUUUACUCCAUUGCACUGUGCGGUAAUUAACAACCAGGAUGGCACUUCUGAGAUGCUUGUGGAAGCAUUGGGUGCCAAGAUUGUUAAUAGCAGAGAUGCCAAAGGAAGGACCCCCCUUCACGCUGCUGCCUUUGCAGACAACAUCCAUGGUUUACAACUGCUUUUGCGCCACCAGGCUGAGGUAGACGUGACUGACCAACUGGGAAGGACCGCUCUUAUGAUGGCUGCUGAGAAUGGCCAGACCGCAGCAGUUGAGUUUCUGCUGUACAGAGCAAAAGCGGAUCUAACUGUGCUGGAUGUCAACAAGAACACAGCUCUUCACCUGGCCUGCAGUAAGGGUCAUGAAAAGUGUGCCUUGUUGAUUCUGGGGGAAACCCAAGACCUUGGCCUUAUCAAUGCAACUAACAGUGCUCUGCAGAUGCCGCUCCACAUUGCAGCCCGGAAUGGACUGGCCUCUGUUGUUCAGGCUCUGCUAAGCAGAGGUGCCACUGUGCUUGCUGUGGAUGAAGAAGGCCAUACCCCAGCCUUGGCUUGCGCCCCCAACAAGGACGUGGCCGACUGCCUGGCACUUAUCCUUUCCACCAUGAAGCCUUUUCCACCAAAAGACGCCAUCAGCCCUUUCAGCUUCAACCUCCUCAAGAACUGCAGUAUUGCUGCCAAGACAGCAGUCUGUAGUGCCCUGCCCAACGGCAACAGCUGCCCCUACACCAAGGAUAGGCACAAUGCCAUCGGCUUAGAUGGCUGUUACUCGGAGUAGCUUAAAAACAAACAAACCACGAUGGGUGAUCUAAUAUCUUCUAUUUAUUUAGGAAUUCUAUAAAUAUAGGACACUUUAAAGGAGAACAAGACUGGAAUGGGCCUUCCAAAAUGGCCUAGGUACCAAAAAAGAUAGGGAGAGAGAGUGGGGAUCUUGGCUUCUGCUUCCUGUUUAGACCUUUGCUUUCACCACGAGCAUCUCUUGCCGUCAAAGUUAACAAAAAGCAAUGCCGCUCUCAAAACAAAUCCGCAGCGGUCCAUUUGCAAUACCUUAAACAGUUCUGUUUGAGUCUAAAUCAGCACAGAAACUUGCCCAAAUGCUGUUGCCCUUCGUUUCUGAGGCCACGGCCUUGGUAAGAUUUAGGGAACGGCCAGCUGUUUAAAUUCCAGUUCCUCUUGCUUGCUGCUUCUGGGAACUGAAGGAAGGGCCAAGCCAACUUAAUUUCCUGCAGGGAUGCUUGCCGAUUAAUGAGCACAUCACACGACUGGAGGGGCCUGAAUUUGAAAUAAAAAUAAAAAUAAAAAAUCAGGCUCUUAAAACAGGGUGUCCUAGCGUUCCCAUCUCCCUCCCGCUUUGUGGUAACUUUCUGUGUGCUGCCUGACUUGAUAACGUUAAAUUUUGUGGGUCGUGCCGUUCUAGGCAGGGAGCAGAAGCCCUGAACCUCUUGGUUUUAUUUGGCAUUAGGCGUUUGAUGAACGAGGGACCGCCAAGAAGGGCAGCAGCUCCCGGCAAAGUGCCACUAUAACUGCUCCUUUCUCUUUUUGUUCGUUUGGUUAUUUUUGUUCGUUUGUUGUGCUUGCCCCCCCCUUUUUUGAUUCCAGUGAAAACACUUGAAUUGAGAACUACUGUACCUGGGACACUAUGAUACCUUAGGCAGCUCGUACUCCCUCGUAUGCAAAAUGGGUGCUGUUGCCCAGCUGACGCGGUCCUCUCUGACGAAACUUGCGUAUGCGCUGCCAGAAUUCAUCCCUACCAUAUCAGGCACUUUAGGGAUUUUUCUCUGUUUUGGAGACUGGUUUCUGUUUGAGGCAGGCAGGGGGUGGGAAGGGUUACGAAACGUUGGAUCCCCAAAGAGAAUUUCCUUCGCGGUUCUCUUCCCCGCAAACCCCACCCUCGGUGUGUCGCUCAGUGUUUUCCCCGUUUAGACAAGUCAGUGUUGCUUUAAAGAAAAGAGAUUAUUUAUAAAGAAACAAGCAUUUAUCUUUUUAAAAAAUAGCAAAAAAUGAGAGAGAGCUUUCUGCAAGUUUCACCUUUUUUUAAGGAAAACAACGCACUUCAGAACCGUACAAUCCUGCAGUUGUAUUUAUACCCCCGAAUGCCAUCCAGAAGGCUUCAUUAGGACAAUGUGCACGUGGGUGUUUGUAGGGAUGCCUGUGGGGUUGGUGUAUGUGUGCGUAUGCGUGUGUGUGUUUUUAUUUUAAAAAAAUAUAUUUAUAAAAAUGCAGGUUUUACGCAUUUUGAGUGUAUGCACUGUUUUUUUUUUCUUUUCGUUUUUUUUGUACUGUAAAUUGUAUCAUGUGUAGAAACUAACAACAAAAAAUAUAUAUACCAUAUCACAAGUACGUUCAAAGCCAAAGAUUGGGAUGUAGCAAUCGGCUGAGGGCUGCCAGGGCAAACUUUUAUUUUUUUAAUCCAACAAUCUUCUUUCCACCUCCUUCCCAGUCCUGCAGUGCUAUGCUGGUGCCUAUAGAAUUACUCUCAAAACAUUGCAUGUUUGGACCAGUGAGCUUGUUAGGGCUAGUAAUUCCCCAACCAGCUUCUCCUUAGGGAAUCAGCUAGACUGUUAAGGAGAAAAUAUGAGCCAGGUAUGUGCUUGAACCAUCCUGCUUCAUGGUUUAAAACGAAUUACUGUUUCUUUAACCAAAAACUUAAAACUGAAAGCAGUCUCUUCGUUUCUUUCUUCUUCUUUUUCAUUUGACGCUGACGUUAGAAUAGGCACCAGUUCCAUUUCCAUGGCCUCACUUCCUUCCUUCCUUUUUAUUUUAUUUUAAGCGGAGCUUAAUCCUGAUGCAAGAAAGGCAAAAACUGAAAUCUAAAGUGAGAAAACCCACCCACCCCCCAUUCCCUUUUGGCACUGUUUUUAAUAUACCAAAGCCAAACUCCCAGAGCCAAAUACUGAAGCUGCAACGUUGUCCUUUGGUGAACAGUGCAUUUUUAAAAGAGAGGUUCUCCAUUUUCUUUUUUUGUUUAAUCCCCCACCAAAUGGACUUUUGUUUUCCCCACAGACCACUGCAUAUCAUCUUGAGUCAGCUCUUCAAGCACCAGCUAGCUGCAUGUCUCGUUGGUUUGCUGCAUACGGAUAGGUUGCAAAAAUUGGGGGCCUUAAGGUAGCGAGUUCUAGUCUUCUAACGAACCCAGCCAUUUCCUUCAACAAAGCCUUCCACAAAGACUAGGGCGCUACUAGCUUAGCUUUUUUCUUUCUUUGAUGCCCAAGGAAUCGUGAGAGAUCUUUUCACCGCAGCUGCUAGAUAUGAGCGUAUUAAGGUUUUAAUGCACUUGCCAAAAAGCACAGCAACCGCCUGUUGCAGAUUGGCCAUUAAUUAUUAUUAUUAUUUUAGCUGCACUACGGUCGGGUUAGUUUUCUCUGCCCUCAGUUGCUCCAAGUUCUCUACCUUGAAAGAAAGUGUUAACCUUUCUACACCAAAAUACCUCACGUUGGAAUAGAAGUGAACAAAACUUGAAUGAAAGUUUCCCCCUUUCCUCCCCGUCCCCUACUUUUUCAAUACAGGAAGGUCCUUUUCACUACUUUUGUAGAGAGGGAGAGCUGAAAAUAACUUUAAACACCUUGUUUACAUUGUUCGUUUUGUUUUUUUUUAGGUACUAGCAACUUGUAACUUCUUCUAAAGGCCUAAUUUUGAACUGCCGGGCCGUGGCAGGGGUAGGGGAGGGAGAAAGGGAGGGAAGUUGUAGGGAAUUAAGUCUGAAGCCACACUUUCUUUUUUAAAAAAAGGGCUAAAUUUAAUCCUCCUUUACGGACCAGAAACAUUUCUGGAGGGCCUUGAGGUAUUUUCAAGAAACUGGGGCAGUAGGGAGGAAACCUAACGGUUGUGCUGCAAUUUGGAAAGACCUUAACCCUCUCCCUCAUCCCUUGGAUGUGACAGACUCUACGCUCACAGGUUUGUACCAGGCAACAGAUAGCAUUUUCCUGUUAACCCAGGGGAAUGGGUAUUCCUAUUGAGAAAGCACAGCCUGUUAAAUUGGGGUUGUUGCUGUGCCUGUUUCCACAGAAAACUCUGGUGGAAUUGGUUGUGGGGUGUUACAGAAGUAUAGGGCCCAGGAAAUCGGGCUCCUUAGGCAGUAGCAUAGUUGCUUGAAUAUCAGAUGUGCCCAUCUCAAAUUUUAACUGUGUUUUGAAAUGGCAAUGUGGGAUGUGGAGAGACAGAGGAGCAGAAAUGAGCAUAGGUUUUCAAGGAGCCUUUCAAAAUGAGGGAAUCUUCUAGCCCUAGUAAUACAUGGAUUGUGCUUGCAUUUUAUUUUAUUUUAUUAGGAUUGUAGAGGGUUGUUAGGCACGUUUUUUUUAUUAACUGAGGAAAAAUGAUGAACUGACACUUGAUCUUUUUUUUAUUAAAAAAAUUAAUAAUAAUAAUAGUACCUAACAUGCUGAUAAUGUGUUCUUUUCCUCACAUGUCAACAUAAAAAUUCAAUAUAUGACAAUCAAUGUGAUCUCUUUAAGGGCUUCAGUGUUCUUAGUUCUGUAGCAUCAUGCAUUAAUAAUUUUUUUUUACGUUCAAUUUUGCCCCUGUUCUUUUUUCCUUUUCCUUUAAAAAAAAAAAAAGAUGAAGAAAAUGGAGUGGAAAAAUUCCAGCAGCGCAUACGUGAAUUAAGAAUAAAUUUUGUGGGGUUUUAAUUUUGUUUUUGUAAGGAAGGGAAGGUAGGCCUCGGGUGGGUGUCAGCGAAACGUGGCCAGUUCUGUUGCAGAGUUGCCAGUCUUGUUCUCCUUUAAUACUGUAACGUGUACAUUUUGACAGCACAGCUUGACAAUUUUAAGUAAUAAUCGAAGUGGCUGGUGGUAAUAACUUGCAUUAUUGUGCUAAGAUGAGAGUCGGUUUCCCUAGUGCAUUGUAAAAGAGGGCUGGAGGCAAACUUCCUUUUCCCCCCUUGCUGUCUCUCUCCCCUUCUCUCCCCCUGCCCAGUAUUUUGCAAACACAUUUGGCUUAAAGAUGUGCAGUAUUUUCCACAGGGUUGGGGGAGAGGGGCAGGCGGGAUGUUGUUUUCCUGCGCAUAAGGUUCUUGCUGGCUGUUGAUUCCCUGUUGCCUCCCUCCUUAGGAAUGGCCUAGGUCUGGACCAUGCAUCUUUCUCUCAACCUCAAAAGGCACCACCUUUCCAUUUCCCUCCAUUUGUCUCGAAAGCAAUCAUUGGGCUUCCCUCCUUAAACCCCGCCAAAUAAGGAAGUUUCUCUCCAACCACCUUUCUCCAAAGCACUUGCUUUACACGUAAAAUAAGCACUUUUGUUUAAAAAAACAACCACGAGGGUCUCGUUCCCCCUCUUUAUAGCAACCCAUAGGAAAGGCCAGCAAACAAGGAAGGGGGGACCAGGAGGAGUCUGGUUUCUGUUUUGUUUUGCAUGGGGUGGGAGGGCAGUAUUUUUGUUUUUUUGUUUGAAUUAACUUCAUGUCUCUGGAAAAUUAAUGAACAAAGGGAAGUUGUGUUUAAAAAAAAAAACAGCACAAAUACAUUUCAGUUUGACAAGUGUAUUUGCACUGCCAUUGUUAGAUAAAAGGGCCACCGGCAUGGAGCCCAGCUGAGCCAUAUAACUAUUGACAAACACUGAAUGUAAAUGUCCUUGUAGAGGGCAAGUACUGGGAAACGAUAAAUUGAUCUUCUAUUCCUAAACGGGCACUUCGUUGAAUUUGAAAUAACUAAUCCUGAUGAAAUGAUGCUGUUCUCUUUUGCUUAUUUUUGGUUGUUUGUUCCCCAAAUUGCUGGAGAUUAGGAGACCUUUCCUUAGUUUAAUUCUGAAUCAUUUGUAAGCUUCCUUUGCCCCUGAAAAGGUGAGUGAAAUCAUGGAGUAUAGGCACCCCACCCCAAGAGUGCACAUUCAGCUCUAAGGUAAGACAUGAAUUCUGAGUGGGCUGGUUACAUACGUCCCGGAACAUCAUCUCUCAGUUCGCAUCCAAAAUCCCUGCAUGCAGUCAGUUUUAGUCUUUGUGGUUUUCAAACUGUGUUCCACAGAGCCUGGGGGAACCUUAUGAGAAGGUCUGUAACAGCAAAGUGCCUGAUGGCAGCUUGCUCCCCACGACCGAGCUUCUCCCACAUUACUCGGCUACAGGGAAGGCUUGAGCAACUUUUAGGGCUAACUCCCAUUUGUGCAGGACAGCAGAUUUGCCCAGCUGAUGCAGAGUGUGAACUGAGAGUAGACCCAAACCCCAGAAUCCCUUGCAGUGUGCCAGGGGGCCACCUUGGCCAGAUGCAUUGAUGUGAAUGGGUUGGCAUUUUAAACUGCAGCUUAAAUGUACUAUCUUGUACAAUCCGUUCAGACUACAAGCCUAACUCACCUUUGCCUUGAGGUCCCCCCCCCUUCCAAGUCCAGGAAAAGAAAAGGGGUGGACAGGUGGGUGAGAAUCUGUGCUGGGAACACAGUUGCGAAAACAUUGGAUCGUUCAGUUAUUUAAAGCAUCUUCCCUUGACUUGAAUUUUUCUGGAUGCUCAAUAUUGAGCAUGCAGCAUUUUAAGAAUCAAACGUAGCUUCUGCUCAAUUUAAUUUCUUGGAAACUGUCCAUGUUAGCCGGAAGAAGAAAAAGUGACAGUGGGGAUGUGCUUUAAACAAAAAAAUGUUUCCCAGCUUAAGCCAGAAGGACAUUAAUGGGUAUUAGGGAUUCCUGUGAACCUUGGAGUGAUGAUUACAUUUGAAUCAUGAAUAUUGGGUCAAAAAUGAGUCCUUGGUGUUACAAGAGGAAGAAAGUAAUCCGGGGGGAGGGCAGGAAAUGAAUUUUAAAGGACUCUUCAAGGCAUCUGUAGCAAGUUCUUGGUGUCUUUUUUCAGUAUCCUAUGUGUAAAUGCUGCACCUAUGUAUAUUAUGCACAUAAACAUUUCUUUUGAAUAAGAUAGGACAGACCUCAUCACCAGUCAGGUAUAAACUACUCUUCCUCUUCUGUGUGUCAGAGUUCCAGUUUGUGUGUUUGUGCGUCUGCGUGUGUGCAUCUGUGUGUGACAAGCAUCUUUUCAAAUUCACUUUCGGUGCAAAGACAGAAGGAUUUUAAAAAGAGAGAGAGAGAGAAAUAGCCUUACUUUUAACCCCAAUCCUAUUAGUUUGACAACUUGAAUAUAAUAAAGCAAAAUUGCAUGAAAGCCUUUGAAACUAGCCGAGCCUUGUGUGUACGGUGGGUGGCAGUAAACUUUUUUCUAAACAAACAAAAAAUUAGUAUGCAAUUUCAGCCACGUGUGGCUCUUUCUAAAAGUCCAGCUUUCUUGUUUUCUGUAAAGGAUGGCACGGGUUGAUGAUGCCAACUUGUGCCUGCCUUUGCCUUCUCAAAACCUUUGGGAGUUGUGGGGUUUCUCCCCUGACUUGAUUGGAAGAAAGACCUUUUUAGCACUGCAUGAAUAACCUCGAGUUGUAUUUUCCUUUUUUCAUGAGACCAGCAUUUCCAGAAGGUGGUGAGACUUUGAAAUCCUCUUCAGACAUCAACCAGACAGGCAGCGUAUAGACACGGACUGUCUCUCUGUGAAUUGGAGGUGCUCUCGCUUGUCGCUUCACCACUCCUUUCUAGGGCUCUGUAAGGGCUUGAGGGUGAAAGUUAAAGGCUUUCCUUUCAUGCUAAUUACACUGGAAGUAGCAAAGACAAGCCAUUGACAUCUGUGCUCAUAAGUUAGUGUUUAAUUAGGAGGACCAGCAAACAUCACUGCUUGUGAUGGCAAUAAACUGGAAAAAAGAGGAUGACUUUUGCCCAAAGGGCAGAUUAAGCCCCCAAGACCAAACAUUUUGCAAAGCAUCAGGAGAUAGCCUUUUAAUUCGGGUUACUACUUCUGUUGCAUUUUGAUGUACUGCCUCAGUCUGUGUGUGGGUUUUUUUAAAGUUGUCUGACUUGCAUAGGUGAUUGCUGCAUUUUGUAUAGAGCAGAGCUACAGAUCAUACCUCCAAACGGAGAUUUCCCAUCAGCAGAGUUAGAGACUACCUCAGGAGAAAGCACGAAUUGACUUGACCUCUGGAAGCGACUCCUGCAUCGUCUCUUGGCUUCGGGUUGUAGAUCUGUAUGUGUGUUGAGUGUGUUUGUUCAUCCACUCCGUGGGGAAUAAUACUUUUUUUUUUGGCCCAGAUCCGUCCUGGCUGCAGUGUGGUAAAACCAACAUUGGAUCAGUCAGCGCGAUCAUGCGGGCAAUGAAACACAAGUCUGGCUACUUGGUAUAUUAGGAUUCGGCCAGAGCCCAUUCCUUCAAAACACACCUGCUCCUGUUAAAUGAAUGAAACCCCUCCAAUAGUCCUUCCUUUGAUGUAGAUAUAGUCAUAGUCCAACCAGGGCAGGGAGGCAGCACCCCCCAAAGUCCAUGUUGCAGCCUAGAGAACAAGCCUGUGAUACUUGCGUUGGGAAGGAAGUCUAGGCUCUCACUUUCUGGGCAUUGCCUUAAUUCCUGUAUUUUGCACUAAUGUGUUGUCUGGCCAGUUGGUGGGUGUCUUAGGCAAAAGCGGAGGGGAGGGGGAGAAUACAAAAGAAUGAACAGUGUGCACUCUGGGUGGGAAGGGGAGAGGCGAAGCGUUGCGAAGUGACCAAAAGGAGAGAGAAAGCCAGCCUUUUCCGAUGUUUGCAGGGAGCCCGGUGCCCAAACUCAGGUGGCAGGAGGAGAGGAGGUCCCUGUAUGCGCUUGUGUCCUGAAGACACACUGCUUGCAGUCACGGCACACCUUUGAGAAGGCUGCUACGGAUAGGCUAGGGGGUAUGAAAUGGAAGGCCUUUUUGCACUGACAUACAGAUGAUCAAAGAACUAGCUUUCCAAAAGGAGGAAACCAGAAAACGCCACCCCUCAUGGUGAUAACUGGAAAGGCGAGGAAACCUUUGCAGACCGAAAAGCAAAUAGGGCAUUAUUGCAUCCGGAGUGCUAACGGUCUACUGUGUAGUAUUUUUGAAAGGCAUUUUUCAUUGGUCCGCUUGAAGGUACGUACCCAAAAUGGCUGCUCGUGUUUGCAUUUGUGUCUUGAACAUGGUUAACUGCCAAAAGGUUCCUGUUAUGGACUGGAUGAGCUUCGGUUGGUCCAGGCGCUGUACAUACCUACUGCUUGUUGACCCUUGUGCAGGUGACUUGAGGGAAACGCAGCCAAAUGUGUUCUCCUGGCAUGUCCCAUGGUUGCUUUCUCUCUCUCUUUCCCCCUUCCCCUUCUUCUGGGUGUUUCCCCUUUUGACACCCCCUCCGGCUUCUGAUUCUGUAGCUGUUUGGGGAUGUUGUCCGGAAGGUUGUUUUAAAUAAGAAACGGACAUUGUGUCGAAAUGUUAAUAACUUUAAAUAAAUAAAUCAUUCCAGAAGCUUUAGACCUCUAGCACGUAACUUGUGUUUACAUUCAAGAAGCACGUUGCAAGGUGAUAAAACAAAUUAGACCAAUUGCUCUUCCAUCUUCCUGCGGUGGAAAAGCUCACAAUCCACUAGGGGCCCUUUUCUAAGGAUCAAUGGGCAGGUGCGUUCUUAUCGGAAGGCCUUAUGCUCAGAAAUUGGGCACGUAUUACCCAGCAUUCCCUCACCCAUCCUGCCUCACACCUGAAACCAGGUGCGUCUCUUUCUCUAGCACUGGGCCUAAAGAAGUUGGGCCUUUCUCCUUCCCCUUGAUCGACGAUCUCUUCCUUUUUUCAUCCCUCUCCUAAAGGAAUAUUUAACGGGGUGGGGGAUUAGGGUUUAUCUCGAAGACACAAACACACACAGAGUUCUGCAUCUUGUAUGCAAGCUCGCUUCCUAAACUGAGCUCCCCUUAGAUGUAAAGCCUUAUGAAUGCAUAUGAUUUAAGUCAACAUAACAACCUGAGUAUAUUGCAUCUCAGGUGUAGUGAAGAAAUACAAAUUAUUAGCUGGCCUCUUCUGUCCUAAUCUAGCCAUCUCCUCUGUUCCCACAACUUGUAUAACUGUUCCUUCCUCUUAAUGCAUUUAGUUUGAAGCACCUUCCUCCUCUCUUCCAUCUCAUUGAUGUUGAAUAGUAAGGCUUGAUUCCACCGUUUCUGGACACUGUCCUAGUGCCUGACUUGCCUUCGUCACGACAAAAAUGUUUAGCUCCUUGUCAUGCUUAGGGGACUACGGCUAAUAGAUGCAGCAGUUUUUGCAUGUGGAAUUAAAUAACAUUGCAAUCUAGAGUGCCUGCAGGGUACAGAUUUUCCUUUCUGCAGUUUUGAUGGAAACCAAAGGUUCAGUCAGUCUUUGCGCAGCCACCAGAAAGGGUAUGCUGUUUGCUUUGUACUUGCCCAUUCGUGUCCUCCUGCUGGUUUAUUUGUGUCUGGGAGCUCUUAUCCCAAGGCAGCCCACUUCCUUCCUUUAGUACCUGCGAAACCUUGCCUUGCAGACCCCAAUCUCCCACAUUUCGGAAAUGAAAAAGGAACUUUACACAGAAAGUCUUUCUGCUUCUGCAUUUGCCAAGGUUCUGUGCAUCUGUUUAAUGUGUUGUGCAUUAAUUGUUUAAUCCCUCCCCUUCCACCUGUUCCCCUCAGUGACUUGAUGUCAUGAGUGUGUGUUGUACAGAUUGAGAAUUUUAAAAAUUGCACUAAAUAUAGCUUUGUGCCAGUUUCUGACCUUUCCUUUGUUUAGUCUUUAUCCUCCUUUUUUCAAACCAAAAACUCUUCUGUUCCUGGAGGAUGAUACUAGUGGAUCUGUUCUUUCUUUGUCCUUAAUUUAACAGCCUCCUCUCUUCUCACUCAGCUAAGGGGUACCACGCUGGAUUUUUUUCGGUUGCAAAACAUCUUAAUUCCUUUCAUAACUUUCUCCAUUACAAAAAGAUCUGUUUGCAAUUAAUUAAUACUUUGCUAAACUAGUAUCUCAGUCUUAGCGGCAUCCAUUUGCAGUUCCAAUAUUUGCAGGCGACUUAAAAUAUAGGUGUAAAACUUGAGAGCAACAGUGUAAUUGGAUGAACUCUCCUCGUUUCCACUUGGAGGGUGGGAGCUAACACUGGGCAAAUAAUGGAUAGGGCAGAGCUUCUCUACAUACGUGUGUUGUGGUCCUUCCAUUCCAACGGUGGCUUUUCAGAUGGGAACAGGAAAUGAUCACUGUUUCCUGAGCUCUUUAAUUGAGAGUAACAAGAGAAUCAAGGGCCAGCUUCUUUCAUAAGCAAUUCCCAGCUUAACUGGUUCAGCCUUGUUGUGAAGGACCGGUAGGAAUUUGAGAUUGUAAUGGUUUGCUUCUGGGCUAUGAUGUUCCAUUCUGAAGUAUUUCCUUGAUGCCGUGGGAGGCCCAGUGGACUUUUGCUGUUCUGCUGUUGCCCACUGUAUUUGGUUACUUGCUCGAGGCUGGUUGUGAGGGAGAGAUUUCCGUUUUCAGAGUGCACAUGGUCCUCCUUCCUGCGUAUCUUUGGCACAAUUCCCCUGGCCAUGGUAAUUAAGCACAAACAGAGAAGUUUUCCACAACAGGGUCACUAACGUAAGAACCUGGCAGUAACUCCGGGUCAGAGCCCAGCUGGCUAACUUGCAGCGAAGUUGCCUUCUUGCCAUCUCCGCACACACAUCCCUUCUCACCGGUACCAUCCGCAAGAAUUCAUUAAAUCCUUUGAGGCCUCGGGCGCAUCAUUGAUGCACAUAAGAAAGGAAUGUAUGCUGUGAUGAUCUGGUGAGAGUUUGUUGAUGCAGGGAUGCAGCCGUCAUCGGGGAGCAGCUUAUACGACUUUUCACUGUUCCUUAAGUUAGUAGAGCCCAGCAAAAGAUACCAUUUGGAGCUCAAGUUAUUGGGAGAGAACCGGGUUGCCUUGGCUCACACCGUCACUUGUCUUCCAGACUGGGGAAAGACUGUCCCAGGUUUUAAAAUCUGCAAAAUGUGAAGUAGAAAAUUUCCAAACCUCUUUUUUUGGGGGGGGGGCGCAAAAACUGUCAAAAUCAGGGUGAUCCGGGAAAACAGGAUGAAUGAGUUUCUGCACUAUAUGUUGCAUGGAAAUAAUAUGUUGCACCAAUGAGACGCUGCUGUAGUUUAAUUGUCUUUGGACAUGUGAUCCGAUGCCCUUCAUAUUUCUGUCUUUGAUAGUCUUGCUUUGCAACUGGGAUUGGGGCUCCAUUUUGACAAUCUUGACACAGAGCUUAACAGGUAAACAAUAUCUAUUUGCCUUGGUUGCAUAAACUCCUCUGACGAACUGCAUUUGUUGCUUAGGUUUCUUGAGGUGGAGCUGUGGUCUUUUAAUUUUUGGGGGGGUGCGUGUUAUCGUUAGCGUUCCUGUUGCAUGUUGUGUUUUGAAUUGCUUGGCCGUGCUGUGUCUGCAACUGAAGCCACAAAUGGUUGAGCUGGAGUGUGUGGCGGCGAUUCUUUUGAAGACCAGCAGGAGCUGCUUUUGUUACGUUCUGUUCAUUACAGGCACGCUCAGAGAGCAUCCAUGCUUUUGUUUUGCUGGGUGUGCGCUUGUCUUAUAGCAAUACUCGUUGGCUCUGAUCCUGCGGGCACUUCAAAAACUACCUGUGCUUCAAAACAAAUUUCUUCCUUGGGAGCAGCAAUAAAGGGGUGGGAUAGGGUUGGGUGAGGGAAAUCAGUUACUGUGUUGAGGGUUUGUAGCCUGUUGUAUAGCUUGCACUCUUGAAUGUGUUUAGUGGGGGGGGGGGUUAGCUGUAAACGGAAGGAUUUUGAAGGAUGGAGGUCAGACCAACAUGAGCACUAAUUUCACUCCCAGUGAGGGUUUCAUUUUUGGAAGCCCUGGUUAUUCACUUAUUCUUUGCAUCUUUGACCUUGUUCAUUCUUCCAGUUGUGUUCCCCCUCUUAACAGUUGCAUCCACCCCCCAAAAAAGAUUACUUUGCACUUGGACACACAGAUGGCGUGUGUCACUCAAGGGGCGCUCUAAUUGUGUGUUUGUAUUUGUGUGAGGUAGGUACAGCCAGUACGUUGUGGUGGUCUUCGUAGUAAUGGGUGACUUAAAUGGAGUAUGUUUGCAUGAGCCUCUUAAUUGUGCUUCUGGUCCUUACUCCACCUUUUCUCCCCAGUGGCAAGGCAUGCAUCUGAGCCGCGGAAAGGGUUAGGGGUAUAGAACACUGUUAUACCCUUGGGCUGCAGCAUCCAAGGGCCCCUAACAUCCCGAAGGGAAAUUCUGAAUAAUUUUCACCUACAGUGGAGGGAAGGCAGUACAGUAUUCUUUCUGCUUGACCUGUAACUGCUGCUUGUCAGAGGAAGCCUUUUGUGGAGUGGGAUGAAUUUUCUAAUGCUUGUCGUUCCUGUCAAAUCCUAAAGGUGUUCAGAGAAAAAUAUGUAUUUCAGUUCAGCAUUCUGUUAGGUUAAUCUAUGUAUUUGGGGUGAGGUUUUAAUUCUCUAUCAGCACCCUCCACAGCCUUUUCUUUAACCGCAUUCAGGGCCAGUUCCUUUUCCCUUUAUUUAAAAGACUUGAGCGUUGCUUUUGCUGCUGUGCCUGUUCUUCAGGGAGCUUGCCAUGGGGGGAGAAAGGUACCACUUCAGAAGUCUUCUGCAGGCUUCCUUUCAGCUUCCUUUUCCUUUAGAGUAUUCAGCUGACAUCUGAACACACCCUGGCGUCCCAAGCUUGCAAAGGCUGAGCAAAGGCCCAACUGACAUUGGGCUGUGAUAUUCCACGUUUGCCCUCUUGCUUCCUUUCCCUGCCCCCCCCCCCCCCGUUAAAGUGCUCCCCACUCUGGGCCACAGCCGUAGGGAUUUUGAGAUGCAAGGGGACCAGCAAUUUAGGAGAACCUGUGUGAAAGAGUGGACUUGGGGAAGGGGCAUGGAACUUGCCAGUUCUCCUCCUUACGUUGUCUGCCCUAGGUGUGAGCACUUUACUCUGUGUGCGUGUGUUCAGUAAAAUGAGUUGCAAGUGUUCUAGGACCAGAGGCAUAUUACAGUUACUCGUUUUUUCAAUUCUGCCCCCCUCUCUCACACACACAAGCCCAGUGGUCAGUUUGCCACCACCCCUAUGUCGCUUGGAAGGGAGCAAUCCCUGUGGCAAGUACAAUGUCUGCACUGCCUCUCGAAAGAAUCCCGGGAAGUAGAACGCUCUGUUCUCCCUCCCUCUCUCUUGUGUUAGAGCCAUGCUGGCCAUGCUGUGACUCUACCACCUCAAACAGCUGCCCAGACUCGCCUUUAGUUCUUUGAUUUUAUUUUGCCGGGCCAGUGGCCAAACGCGUAUUUAUAUUUAGGGUUGCCCCACCAAGCGCAGAGGAGCUCUGCAAUAACUAGCAUAUUUAGAAUGCCUUGGUUAGGAAGGGGCAUGUCUUGAUGUGAGAUUCUGUCACCUUUUCAGACAUUAAUUUAGAGGGGACGAGGGGGAGAGCAGGUGGUCUUACCUACCUCUUGCAAUAAUAAGAAGAAUAACAAAAAAAGGAGCAGGCUUGGGCACUGUAAAAGCCUUCCUUGCUCUUCAUCUUAAAACACUAAGGGCAGACAUGGGAGUCCAUGCAAGGAAAAAGAAAGCUAUAUAGGGCAAGAGAGUUGCACUGGAAAAUACAUUCCUUGCUCUGUAUUGGGUCUGUUUCCUCCUCCUGUGAUAACUUCAGCAAGCAUAAAUUUGGGUGGGGGAUAGAAGAAGCUAGGUCACAAAUCAACACCUCACACUUAAAAGAUCUCCUUUGUUUCCUGUUCAAUAAGUUUGGGGUCGGGUGGGGAAGAAGAGUACUUGUGAUUUCUCCUUCAGAGCACUAAACCUAACAACCCUGCUGAUCAAAACCAGCAUGCAGCCAUGUUUACCUCCUUGGAGGCAGGGGCCUUAAUUGGGAGUUAUUUGGCUAAGGCGGACUCUUUUUAAAAAAUUAAAAAGAUAUGCCUUUGUUUAUAUUUAGGCAAGCUUGAAAGGGUGGACGGGGAGCGUUGCUUUUUGCAGAAUGGCCGCGGGGAGUGCAAAUGGAAGUGCUGCGUACAAAACACUCCCCCGCUCCAAACACACCCCAAAAAAACAAACACCCACCCCCAACCUAUUGGCCUUUUGAUCCACAGUUUUUGGCAGGGAGGCUUAACUUUGCACCGUGGUCUUGUUAGUAGUGGAGAACUUGGACCAAUGUUUAGAAGAGACUAAAAAGAGGUGGGGGGGGGUAGAAAAGACACGUUCAGAUCAGCUCACAGGCCUACCUUCCUGCUUGCAGGUACACGAUCUUCCUUCAAACUGGUUUAAAGCACAAAGAGAUAAACUCAAAACAAAAUGCUCCCGCAGCGGGUGUCUUGUGGGAGCUUCCAAGGCAAAUACCACACACACGCAAAAACCAGUGGCCAGUUCCAGCCUCCAUGCAGCAGAGGGUCGUCCCCCCCCCAUGUGUUCCGAUGUGCAAUCAAAGUGUGAAUCUUUUUCUACACCCCACCUUAUAUCUAGCCCAGAGGCUGCAGCCGCUUCUGUUUGGCCGCUCACCUUUCCACCUUUCUCAGUGGUUUCGUUACCUGCCGCCGCCCGCCCCCCCGUUACUCCUCAGUUGGGGGGGGGUUUCUUGACAAAAUGAAGCACUUGCCUGUGUGUCAAAAAAAAAGGAUAAACCUACGUUCGGUUCCUAGAAGGAAAUGCAGACUUGUCAAACCCGCCACCGACACUUUUCUCCCGCCUGGUUGUUCCAUGAAGUAAAUAAAUUAUAUUCAAACUUCUAUAUAAAUAUAUAUUGGAGACCAAUAAAGAAAACGAGAGAGCUACCGCAAGCCAUCCACCCCACCCCCCUUGUCCACACCCCCCCCUUGCGCAGUGUGAAAGCCACCUUUGUAUAAGCGCCCCUGAUGUGAACCCAAGCGACUGGUUACCUUUUUUUUGUCUCUGAUGUUACAAUAUGCAUUUUCAGAAUUUCUGCAUCACCUUUUUGGGGUUAGGGCAAGGGAGGGAGGGGGUCAACCAGGAAUUAAGUAAAUUAAAAUAAAUUAAAAAAACAAAAGCAUUCAGACUUGAUCUAUUUUCUACAAUGUAUGCUGCGACCAGGUCCUGUUAUUCAUAUUGUGGCUUUGAAUCAAUUAUGUUUAUUAAAAUGCUGUUGCUUCUA
Messenger RNA from Podarcis muralis (Common wall lizard), 18408 nucleotides. RefSeq names its product ankyrin repeat domain 52 (gene ANKRD52). NCBI's taxonomy places the organism in Eukaryota, Metazoa, Chordata, Lepidosauria, Squamata, Lacertidae. The record is from RefSeq and is a predicted model, not a curated record. Gene Ontology annotation, molecular function: protein binding.